Messenger RNA from Mesitornis unicolor (brown roatelo), 858 nucleotides. RefSeq names its product vacuolar protein sorting-associated protein 13A-like. Gene Ontology annotation, biological process: autophagy; protein retention in Golgi apparatus; protein targeting to vacuole. Gene Ontology annotation, cellular component: extrinsic component of membrane. The record is from RefSeq and is a predicted model, not a curated record. The transcript is spliced from 8 exons. The annotation marks the transcript as partial. NCBI's taxonomy places the organism in Eukaryota, Metazoa, Chordata, Aves, Mesitornithiformes, Mesitornithidae.
GGAGCCAUCCAGGGUCCUGAAGAAUUUAUGGAAGGAAUGGCACUAGGUCUUAAAGCAUUAGUAGGGGGAGCUGUUGGUGGAUUAGCUGGUGCUGCAUCGAGAAUCACUGGUGCUAUGGCAAAGGGAGUAGCUGCAAUAACUAUGGAUGAAGAUUACCAGCAGAAAAGGAGAGAAGCCAUGAAUAAACAGCCCACUGGUCUGAGAGAGGGUAUCACUCGUGGCGGAAAAGGAUUAGUUUCUGGUUUUGUCAGUGGCAUAACAGGAAUAGUUACAAAACCAAUAAGAGGAGCUCAGAAAGAAGGAGCAGCUGGUUUUUUCAAAGGUGUUGGAAAAGGCUUAGUGGGAGCAGUAGCUAGGCCUACUGGAGGAAUCAUAGACAUGGCGAGCAGCACAUUUCAGGGUAUUAAAAAAGUUGCAGAUUCAUCAGAAGAUGUGGUAAGCCUGCGUCCACCUCGCUUCUUUGGUGAAGAUGGAGUUAUUAGACCUUACAGAUUAAGAGAUGGAACCGGAAGUCAAAUGUUACAGAAAAUUGAAAAUGGAAGAUUUGCAAAACUCAGAUAUAUUGCACAUGCUAUGGUCAACAGUACGGAUCUGUUAAUGGUAACAAAAAGUGGUGUGUUAUUUGUGACAAAAGGGACAUUUGGACAGCUGACAUGUGAAUGGCAAUACACGUACGAUGAAUUUACCAAAGAACCAUUCAUUGUUGAUGGCAGACGAUUACGCAUUGAAGCGAAGGAACGAGUUAAGUCUGUGUUCCAUGCCAAAGAAUUUGGUAAAAUUAUUAAUUUUAAAAGUCCAGAGGAUGCUAAGGUAAAGUCAAAAUACUAUUACAAUUAUACUGUUCUAAAUUUGGCUUAA